Molecule: messenger RNA, 6205 nt
Organism: Protopterus annectens (West African lungfish)
Lineage: Eukaryota; Metazoa; Chordata; Ceratodontiformes; Protopteridae
Gene: PLEKHA6
Product: pleckstrin homology domain containing A6
Exons: 31
Coding region: 866-4393 (1175 amino acids)
Source: RefSeq, a predicted model, not a curated record
UCUCAUUCUGUCACUGAAAAGCACUGCUUUGAGAAGCAUCCUUUUCUCUGGUUCUGCUUGUGAUGCAGAGGGACUGAAACAGCUGUAGAGACAACAGGGAUGUAAUGGUUUUCCCCAUCGCGCUACAGGGAAAGUGCAAUACUUUUAGAAAUGAACAGGGAAGAAAUGACUACUGCUUAAAGCCUUGGAAUUUGAUUUGAGCAUGAAAUUAUUAAUCCACGGACUCAGAGGCAUCUGAAUGGGAGAUUAGCCCCAUAGACCACCACCAGUUAUAUACACUGCAUCUGAGGCCUCUGUAUCUUGGAGGAACAGUAAAAUGAUGGUUUACUUUAUGACUGCGUAUGAAGAUUCAUAUUUCUGCUCCACUAUUUUUCCAACUUCCUGACUCUGGUUUCCACCGUCUUCAGACAGUCGGUCCCCACAGGUUGACAGGUUCUCUGUAAUUUGCUUAAGGAGCUCUGGAAAUAACAUCGUCACAACAGACACAAUUCUCUCUGCGUAUUCUGCCUGUCUUCAAGUUGCACUCCUCUCUCUGCAUUCAAGAUUCUGAUGGGUCCAUGAAGGCUGAAGGCUUGGAUAUUUGCUUUAUUUCAUGACAUCUGCACCGGACCAGUAAAAGUUUAGAGAUUAUUUCCAACUGAAGUCAUCUGGGAGUAGCUGAUUUUGGACCGAUUCUAAUUCAGUCUCAUGAGAACUAAUACAAUCCUUGAUUUAGUACUCUGCAGUUAAGGAGCUACCCAGGAACUAAGACACAGUAAGGAAAAGAAUCCAUAAUGAGAGACAAACCACGUUUGUGCACCCACUGAGCAGACAAGUAUCAGAAGAAAACAAGAUCUACAGUCUGCAGCAAAUCUCUUCCUUGGACAUGUCACAUAAAUCGGGUGGGAAGCAACUGGUGAGCAUAGGAAAUGAAACCUCAAACCACACAUCAGCAUCUGAACCUUCUCAGGAUCGUCCCAGUGUCAAGGUUACACGGUCCUCGAAGAAAGGAAUUGCUUUUGGCAAAAGGUCAAACUCCAUGAAGAGAAACCCCAAUGCUCCAGCGGUGAAGAGUGGAUGGUUGUAUAAACAGGCCAGUUCGGGUGUGAAACAGUGGAACAAGCGGUGGUUCGUCCUUGUCGAUCACUGUCUCUACUAUUACAAAGAUGAAAAAGAAGAGUGCAUCCAAGGAAGUAUUCCACUCCUCAGCUUUGCAAUAACUCCUGUCCGACCAGCAGACAGUGUCAGCAGGAAACAUGCCUUUAAGGUAACAGUGUAUUCAAAAGUGGAAAUGCCUGGCUGUAAUGGGCAUGCCAUUUCUUCUCAGGUGGAGCACGCAGGGAUUCGAACCUAUUUCUUCAGUGCAGAAAACAAAGAAGACGAAGACUCCUGGAUCCAGGUUAUGAGUGAGGCAUCUCAUUUACAGACUGAAUCUACACAAAGGAGAGAAAAGGCCAAUUCAGAGAACAUUCCCCCUGUGGAGAACCACCAUGUGUACCACCAAAAAGAACUAAUGAGAUCAGACUUGGAAUCAAAAGCACGAGGAGAGGGCGAUGGGAGGGGCUGUGAUAAAACGGACAGGAAGGAACACCAUCCAGAUAACAAAAAGGGACUGCUAACAAAAGUCAAUGGCAGCAACACACCAGAAGUUACAUCUGAACCAGGAAGUCCUUAUCCUGAUGGCCGACUCCCCUCUGGUGUAGAAAGACCUGGCCUACCAAAUGGGUGGCAGUACCCUUCACCUAAUCGGCCCAGUAACACUGUCUACCCUCAGCAGGAGGGUGGAGAGAAUGCAGUCUUGCGUCGUGGGUUUGUUCCGCGCACUGACCCAGAGAAGGCUGCUCAGAGACAGAGCUCCAUGACGCAACUUCAGCAGUGGGUGAAUCAGAGGAGAGGAAUGCAUCCGUCAGAGGAACUCCGCAGCCCUACCAGAUACUAUAUGGUUCAUCGAGGAUUAUCAGAUUACUAUGGACCUUAUGCCACUCAUUACCCUGAGGACUACCAGUACUACCCCCCUGGGGUUCGACCAGACAGUAUCUGCUCUGUGCCUGCAUAUGACCGAGUGCCACCACAUUGGGCUGUGGAUGAGAAGAGACAUUCACUGCGGGAUGGGGCUGGGUACCAUUUCAGAGACUGGAAGGAUCCUCAGGGCUAUAGCCGGCAGGAACCCCGCAUCUGGCAUCCAGGUGUGGAUGGCCAACAGGUGUACUAUGAUGAGGUGGAUGCUCCCCCUGGCAAUUUACGGCAUCUGUCCAUGCAACCACGGUCAAGGUCUGUGCCUCGUUCACCUAGUCAUGGUACCUAUGCCAGAGCAAGGAUGUACUCUCCUGUACGGUCACCCAGUGCUCGAUUUGAGAGGAUGCCACCUCAAAGGGAAGAUAUUUAUGCAGAUCCUAUUGCAUAUGGUAUGAGACGAUCUAUCAGUUCACCUAAGUACGAGUUCUCGGGAGACAGGAGAUCUGUGCCUUCAGCAGUGUACCCAUUCAACUUUGCAGUACCCCCUACUAUCCACGACAAAAUGGAUGAACUCCUAGACCUUCAGUUGCAGAGAAACCUAGAAUUCCUGGAUCAACAGAUGAAUGAGAGUGACAAUUUCAUCAACACGGUACACAGAAUGGUAGAAACCUCUUCCCCCAGGGCUCACUUGUACAUACAAGCACCUCCUUUUCCAGAUGGCUUUCGGGACACACUUCAGGCUCUCAAACUCCAGGAACAGGAAAUUGAUAAGCUUCUCAGUAAACUCUGUGAGCACCACAAGAUCCUGAAGGAACAGGAGAAGGAAACUCAGCAGCUGCAGAUAGAAAAGGAGACCCUGGAGAGUGCUUUGAUGUCCACGCACCAUGACUUGGAGUUAUUUGGAAACCAACCAGUCUUUCCAGAGAAACUUUUACACAAAAAGGAGUCCUUGCAGAAUCAGCUCAUCAACAUCCGCGGCGAGCUUUCUCAGGCUUCCACAGCACUGGCUGCCACUAGAAUGGAGUUUGAAACCCUGGAAAGUGAAGUCUCUGUGCUGCACAAUGAACUCUGGGAUCAACUCAACAGGGGCACUCAGAGUGAAACAGUACAACGGCAUAUCCAAAAGGAGCUGUGGAGGAUUCAGGAUGUUAUGGAGGGGCUGAUGAAGAGCAAUCCUUCUCGAGGGACAGACACUGCCAAACACAGAGUGGCAAGUGGAUUAUCUGGAACAGUCAGCACCAACAGUCCUGCCAGUCCACUUAGUUCUGCGAGUAUCACAAGUCCCAUGAGUCCUUUCUCCCUUGUAUCUGGAUCGCAGGGGUCACCUGCCAGACAAACUAAUGAGGAGAUGGGCCCUCCCCGACCUCCCCUCCCCAAAUCUUACGUUCCCCUGGAGCCUCUACCAAGCAUCCUUUCAUUCCCCAGCGAAAGCCGCAUCUGGUCAUUCCCAAACACCCCUUCCUGGCCACAAAGCGACGAGAGAAGGAAGGGACAGCAAAAAUUCAGCUAUGAGCAGCACAAGAAGGAGACGCUUUUAUCAACCACAGUACCCGAUUCUGGCGAUGUAAAUUUGUUACAAGGGAAACAUGAAAGUGAUGUUGAUAAACAGGCUGGCAUCAAUAAAGUUGGAGUCGUCCCACCACUAACAAAAUCUCCAGCUGAAGAAAAUUCUUCUGCUUCAUCAUCCAAGGUUAGAAAGAAUUCCAACAGUGACAGCAAUGAACAGAUCUCCCGGGAACGACCGAAGAGUGCGGUGUUUGCCAAUGACAUGAAGUCCAAGAUGAGUGUGGAAGAGCAGCUUAGCCGAAUGAAACUGCACCAAAGUGGCUCAGUGAAAGAGAAGAGGCGGAGCUUACAGCUAUCAGCAAAUCAGCAGCUAGAUAGUGCCAGCCCUAAACCUACUUACCGAGUGGUAAGGCGACAUCGUAGCAUUCAUGAGGUAGAUAUUUCUGAUUUGGAGGCUGCAGUCCGAAAAGAAAAUUCCAGCAAGAAUUAUGAAAGCCCAAGAGAGGAAAUAGCACGGCUGCGAAAGACAGACCUGGAGCCUGAACACUAUAAUGUGGACAUCAGUAAAGAGAUUUCUACGCCAGACAAAGUCCUGAUUCCCGAACGCUACAUUGAGCUGGAACCAGACACUCCACUUAGCCCAGAAGAAAUAGAAGAAAAGCAGAAAAAAGUAGAACGCAUAAAGACUCUCAUUGCCAAAUCCAGCAUGCAAAAUGUGAUUGUUCCAACUGAAGGAGUUGAAGAUAUCCCUGUUGACACAGAGGCCCAACUGCAAGAACAAGAGAAAAGAAUUGAGAUAUCAUGUGCACUGGCUGCAGAAGCAUCUCGACGGAGCAGACUGCUCUCAGCCAUGUCCACCAGCUCAAGCCCUCCUAACUCUCCGACUUCAAGCUCCCCUCUCUCCUCUGCCCCUUCCCAGAAUGCUGAUGGCACUCAUUUUAUGUGUGUCUGAGUUGAACACAGGCUCUGGCUGCUGUUAAAUUCCAUGGGGCAACAUUCUGACUUUUAUUAUGAAGACUUUUUUCAAAAGAUGUUUAUUUUUAUGUACAAAACUGGCUAUCUUGAGGACUCUGAUACAGAGAAUGAAGGCCAGGAAGACAGACCACUAAAGGCCUUGUGACUUGGAGAGUGGUGACUUCAUAAAAGCCGUUUGUAUAGGGUGCACCGGAACAUUCAUAUUCUCAGUCACCAUCUCUUCAGAAGUGGGUCACUGCUUUGCCCUUUGUAAAUAUUCUCUGUGUGCUCUCUGCUAAGCAGACUUUGAUGUGAAGUUGAAAGUUAUCAGCAUUCCUCCUACAGGGAUAAAAAAGAAACAGAACUUAUUUUUAUGCAAGGCUGAAUAACAGGAGGAAGAAAUAUUAUGAACUAUAUACCCUGAAGGAAAUUGUGAGCCUUUUAUAGCUGUUGAUUAAUACUGACUGGAUAUGUAUAUUUAAACCACAGUAAUAUGUUUAUUGCGGUUCGGUAGCAGGGGGACAGCAAUUUAACCCAGCUGUUUUGGAAUGUAAUCCUGUCUGUGCUAGUCAUACCACAGUGGAUUCAUUCUGCUACUUGUAAAUCUUGAGAAAGGAAAAUCUGUUACGGAGUGUCUCUAUUUUUAUGCUAUCUCAGACAGUUUAUGUUGUGCAAUAUGUCUGCUUUUGACAAUGAUGUAUGCUUAUAAGGCUGUCAAAUAACAAAACUAGUAUCCAGGCACAGGUGUUUACUGUUAACAGAGAAGGGCAAAGUCUAAAAUGCCAACAAAUGUUUAAUUCACUGUCUGUAUACCUCGUGAAUAGGCUGAAGGUUUGAAUCUGCAGUGCACAGAUUCUGUCCUAUGCAGGUGGGUCAUGAGGGUAAACGUUCUGGGAAAUGUUAAUGUUUCACAAAAAGUGAAGACCUGUACAAUCAAAAUGGCAUCUAGAUUCAUAUUUGAAUACAAAAUAUCCUCCCAUCUCCUUGCUACUGUCUGUUUAGAGUAAGACACGCAAUGGAUGUGGGUGUAACUCCUCUUUUCAUUAAUGGGGUGUGUUUACAGUUUGUGUCCAUUUGCAAGAAACUAAGAAAAGCCCUAUGGUCAGUGCCCUUCCUUGAAGAAGCACAAUACUGUUGAAGACAAAUUUUCAUAAAAAUUGUUCUUGUCUCUCAAAAAUUUCAAGGUAAACCCUGCUUCUGGCACAAGGAGGUGGACCGGUGCCUUCAGAGUAUGUGCAGUAUGUGAAGAGUUCAAGGGCCACCCACAGACUAUCACAAAGUUAGUGAAGGAGAGAAACAAACUACAAGACCUUUCUUUACACACAGACAUGAUUGUACAUUAGCUCACAUUUGAGGCACUGCCCAGUUAACACUCAUGAGACCAUCACUUGCUGUCCUAGAAAAAAAUAUUUCACUCUCCUGAAUGUUACCUAUUCCAGAAAAAGCACACCCAUGUUAUAUAGACAUAUAUAAUAUAUAUUAUAUAUAUGUAUGUAUACUGAAUGUGUAUUGCUUGUUUACCUAUGUAUAUAUUACCUGACACUAUGUGUGUAAAAUAUACCUAGCGGAAAUCACUGAGGUAUUAAAGUGCUGGGUAUAUUUCUGGCACAGAUUUAUUAAAUGCCAUUUGCUGGCAAAUGUAUUUUAUUUUUAUUUUUAAACAUGUAGAAUAUUUAGAGGGAAUACUAUCACCAGGAUGAUCUGGAUAUUUUCCUUCAUAAAUUGUAUCCAUUUUUUUAGGGUGCCCUUUGACAUGGAGUGGAAAAGCUUUUAAAAUUUAGAAUAAAAAAUACAUUUCAGAACACUGGAA